Colletotrichum abscissum is the source of this 465-nucleotide messenger RNA. RefSeq lists its product as uncharacterized. The record is from RefSeq and is a predicted model, not a curated record. Lineage: Eukaryota; Fungi; Ascomycota; Sordariomycetes; Glomerellales; Glomerellaceae. Bases 1 to 465 code for a protein of 154 amino acids. The transcript has a single exon.
AUGAAUCCUCAGCUCGUGUUGCCGACCACGUUUGCACGGCGUCAAGCCACGCUCGCUUCACUUCUGACACCUGCAGCAACUCUGCCUGUUUCUGUCUCUCAUCUCGAGAUUCAAUGCCUACUGACGUCGCCAAGUUUGCCCUUGCCUCGUGUUACUGUCGUUGGCCGUCGUCCAUUCAGCCCAUGGGCACCAGCAUGCCGCCAUCUGCCGUUGACUUGCCUCAUCUCAAGACAUACAAUGCCAUCUUGGACCGCUACACCUUGGAAGAGGUUUCAACGGGAGAAGGCACGGUACGACCACGACCAUAUCCUCUAUUCCUGUUACACAAGCAGAGGAGUCCUUGCCUAUCUACCUAGCAGGCGCGCAAGACCGUCCAGAUGGUCUGUUCCUUGCCCGCAGGCGUACACAGGCCUCAGGCCAUGGGGUGGAGGAGGGACCUUGAAGCAAGUGAUAGGAGACUUGUAA